This is a messenger RNA of Paraphaeosphaeria sporulosa, 642 nucleotides long. Its product is annotated as ras-related protein rab-like protein-11B. Gene Ontology annotation, cellular component: recycling endosome. Gene Ontology annotation, molecular function: GTPase activity; GTP binding. Gene Ontology annotation, biological process: exocytosis. Bases 1 to 642 code for a protein of 213 amino acids. The record is from RefSeq and is a predicted model, not a curated record. The transcript has 4 exons. NCBI's taxonomy places the organism in Eukaryota, Fungi, Ascomycota, Dothideomycetes, Pleosporales, Didymosphaeriaceae.
AUGGCGAACGACGAGUAUGAUUUCCUCUUCAAGGUGGUCCUGAUCGGAGACUCUGGUGUCGGUAAAUCCAACCUUUUGAGUCGAUUCACCCGCAACGAGUUCAACCUCGACUCCAAGUCGACCAUCGGCGUCGAGUUCGCCACACGGUCCAUCCAGGUCGACGCGAAGACCAUCAAGGCGCAGAUUUGGGAUACGGCCGGCCAGGAGCGAUACCGAGCCAUCACAUCGGCCUACUACCGGGGCGCUGUCGGUGCGCUCCUUGUCUACGACAUCAGCAAGCACCAGACAUACGAGAAUGUGACUCGGUGGUUGAAGGAGCUCCGCGACCACGCUGACUCUAACAUCGUCAUCAUGUUGGUCGGAAACAAGAGUGAUUUGAGGCAUCUCCGGGCUGUGCCUACCGAGGAGGCCAAGCAGUUUGCGAGUGAAAACAAUCUCUCCUUUAUCGAGACCUCCGCCUUGGACGCAAGCAACGUCGAGCUGGCCUUCCAAAACAUCCUCACAGAGAUCUACCGCAUCGUGUCUAGCAAGGCACUUGACCAGGGAGAGAGCAGCCAGAAUGUUCUCGGCGCUGGUCCUGGCCAGAAGCUCGAGCUCUCCUCUUCCACGGGCGCAGAAGAGAAGAAGGGAGGAUGCUGCUAA